Messenger RNA from Chelmon rostratus (copperband butterflyfish), 4665 nucleotides. It is a transcript of the gene crbn, whose product is annotated as cereblon. Bases 30 to 1376 code for a protein of 448 amino acids. Lineage: Eukaryota; Metazoa; Chordata; Actinopteri; Chaetodontiformes; Chaetodontidae. The transcript is spliced from 11 exons. Gene Ontology annotation, cellular component: Cul4A-RING E3 ubiquitin ligase complex. The record is from RefSeq and is a predicted model, not a curated record. Gene Ontology annotation, biological process: protein ubiquitination.
AGAAGAGUUAGUAUUGUAAACACAAGGAUAUGGCUGACGAGAGGGGUGGAGGAGAAGAUAACAUUAACGACAACAUGGGGAACCAGUUACAGCUUUUACCAGAUAAUGAGGAAGAGGAGGAGGAAGAUGACAUGGAGACUGAAGACCGAGACAAUGAGGAGGCAGAGAAGCCCAACAUCAUCACCUUUGACCCGAGUCUUCCCACAUCACAUGCUUACCUGGGCUCUGACAUGGAGGAGUUUCACGGCCGUACAGUCCACGACGACGACAGCUGUCAGACCAUCCCUGUGCUGCCACACACGGCUGUGAUGCUGGUGCCGGGUCAGACGCUGCCUCUGCAGCUCUUCAGGCCGCAGGAGGUCAGCAUGAUGCGGAGUGUAAUCCAGAGAGACCGCACCUUUGCUGUGCUGGCACACAGUGAUGCAGGUGAGCCGGAGGCCGAGUUUGGAACAACAGCUGAAAUCUAUGCAUACAGAGAGGAGCAGGAAUAUGGCAUUGAAACUGUCAAAGUGAAAGCUGUGGGAAGGCAAAGAUUCAAGGUCCAUGAGUUACGAACUCAAGCAGACGGGAUCAGACAAGCCAAAGUACAGAUCCUUCCAGAACGAAUCCUUCCAGAUCCGCUCUCUGCCGUGCAGCUAACACCCCUCACCAGGCUCCACAUGCACCCCUCCUCCAAACCCCCGACUCAGAGCUGCAAACAGGCCCAGUGCUGGUGGAGUAACUACCAGCAGAGGAAGUUUCACUGUGCCAGUCUGACGCCAUGGCCACCAUGGGUCUACGCACUCUAUGACUCUGAGUCACUCAUGAACAGAGUGAAGAAACAGCUCCAUGAAUGGGACGAGAAUCUGAAGGAUGACUCUCUCCCUACGAACGCCAUAGACUUCUCCUACAGAGUGGCAGCCUGUCUGCCAAUAGAUGAUGCUCUGCGGCUCCAGCUGCUGAAGAUUGGGAGUGCCAUCCAGAGACUCCGCUGUGAGCUAGACAUUAUGGACCGGUGCACCUCACUUUGCUGUAAACAGUGCCAGGACACAGAAAUCACCACAAAAAAUGAGAUCUUCAGCCUGUCUCUGUACGGCCCCAUGGCUGCAUACGUCAACCCUCACGGUUACGUCCAUGAAACUCUGACUGUCUACAAAGCCAACAACCUCAACCUGGUCGGCAGGCCAUCCACGCUGCACAGCUGGUUUCCAGGGUACGCCUGGACAAUCGCUCAGUGCCGAACCUGCGGAUCUCACAUGGGUUGGAAGUUCACAGCCACUAAGAAGGACUUGUCUCCACCACGUUUCUGGGGUCUGACCCGUUCAGCUAUGCUCCCCCGUAUCCCCCAGGGCGAGGGGGAGGAGGGGAGAGAGGGCUCUCGUCUCUUCUGCCUGUGAUGUCAGACCACCAUUUUCCCAUGUUAAAAAUGAAAAAAAAAAAAAAAAAAAAAAAAAAGCCUGCAAACCUUCUGAGCCUGGAUCUAUAGGCACUCUCUGGCUGCGAUUACUUUCAGUAAUCAGUGCAUCACACACCACCUGUCACCCCUGGCAGCAAAUCCAUCAUAUUAGUGGAAAGGUCAUUCGGCCUUUUAACGGCACUCAAAGAGCAAAUUAGAGCAGGAAGGCGGUCAUGAUUUGUUCUUAAAGGUUCUUGAAAUGUGAAGGCAGCAGAGAGACGACUCAUUACAUCAUGAUAAAGUGAGAAAUAAAUGGAGAGUAACAGAUUGAUCCCAUAACACGUGCUAACAUCCCAGCAUGCAGCUCCCUGAUCUGCACCCCUGCCUGCUGGUUUCGUGGUAGCUGCAGACACACAGACUCAAAAGCUUAACGCAUAAUUAUACUUCAGCUCUUUUCCUCUGUAUGAUGGAGAGUGUGACUGCAUGUAGUUGACAUAGACACAUCAUUGGCAAGCAGUUAAUCUUUAAUCUGUUGUAAAACCAACCAGUUAGUAUACAUUCACUUGGCAUUCAGGUCCUUUGUGGGUUUCUCACAUGUUUUCUGAUGUAAUUUCAGCUGCCAUAGCUCAGUGGAGGAAACAGUUUGACUGAAAGUGCACUCAUGUGUGCAUAGAUCUGUCACUCGAGGGGAUAUUUUGUAUCUUGGAAUGAAUUAGGAUGUAUUUUUGUAUGCAAGAAGAUUGGAAAGCAUAUUCUUCCAUGUGUGGAGACAUCAUGCUAUUUAUUAUCGCUCCAGUUUUUUAUGUAAUAACAAAAAAGCUGAGGUGACAAUAACGCUAAUGUGUAUUAUACUCGUUAUAAUCAGUGUCUGUUUUGUAUUCAAUGAAGCCUCGUUGUCCUGUCAGAUGAUGUGCUUCAGGAAACAAACGUUAUCUCUGGUUGCACAAGUGAAAAUUAGAGAUGUCUCUGGCGCCUAAAGGCAGACUGUUUUUCUGUUGUUGGUUGUUUUUUUUUGUAAAGAGAGCGAGGGAGAGGAGCGUUUGCCCUUCUUCAUUUAGUUUGUUCAUGCUGUGUGGCUUGUGAAAAUGCUGUGCCUACGCCCCAGCUCAGUGUCUUUUUAAAAGUUUGCCGAGUCAGUCGACCACAGACGUGAAUAAAAGAUUGUAAAUAGGAAAGUGACGAUGAGAUUUAGUUUUUUAGGACUCUCUUUGGUUUGUAGUCUCGCAGUUUUCAGGGUUUUACUUCUUGCGGUUUUGUUGCAAGCUGCUGGCUCAUGUUUGUAUAAAUGUGUAACUGUAAAUAAGAGGCAGUUAUAGCAUUUGUUGUACAAUAUAACUGGUGAAUUUGACUCUUAUUUCUCAGAUCUCUUCAUGUCACAGAGAAAUGUUUGGAAAUAUUCUUUUCAUCAGUAAGCAAUGUAUUUGAUUGCAAUAAGAAAUUGUGAAGAUGUUGGUAUGUCUUAAUGUUUUUGGCUAUUUUCUUAAAGGAAUAGUUUGACAUUGUGGGAAAUGUGCUUAUUCUGUCUUUUGCUGAGACUAAGAGGAGGUAAAAAGAUACCACUCUCAUGUCUGCAGGAUAAAUAUAAGCUACCACCAGCAGCUUAUUAGUGUAGUUUAAACAAGCGAGAUAAAACCUGUUAAUUAGUGAGCUCUAGGGGUGCUGGUAGGCAGAUUUUUUAUCACCUUCAGAUGAAGCUGGGCUAGCUGUGUCCAGUCGUUAUGCUAAGUAAAGCUAACUGGCUGCUGAAUGUGGCUUCCUCCUUUUUUUUAUUUAUUUGUAAGAACAAAUCACAUUAAUCAACAUUUUUGUAAAUGUGCCAGCAGGCCUUGGGUGAGAUGUUUUGAAAGCCUAGCUUCACAUUUGCUAUAUAGAUAUGGGAGUGGUGUCUCAAGCUUCUCACAUACUCUUUGGCAUUACAGCAAUUAAGCAGAAUUCUCUAAAUGUCCUGACUACUAUUUAAAGGGCGAUGCCUGUCAAUUAAGAAAUUCUGACAUGUUAUUUUUAUGGCCUAAGCAAGGUGUCACAUGGGUUUACAGUUCUGAGUAAGAAAACCUUGUGGUUUUAUGCAGUUUUAAGUAUUUUCAUUCAUCCACAUGUUCUUGUGGUCUUCCCUUAAACCAGUACUCCACCUAUUCAGCAUCACACUCCUGUCAUAAUUACACUUAUAAUGGACAGUUAUAAAAGUAAAAGAAUAAAACAGAUGCCUCAGAACCAGGUAUCUUUGAUUUUUAUCCCAUUUAUUCUUCUUCCUUGUCAAAACCUGAUCCCUCAUUACUCUCAAUGCAACCUGACCAGUGACAGUUCAGUCAGGCUGUGUUGUACUCGUAGUGUUCCCCUUUAACAAUCAGGAAAUGUGAGCUUCUUCUGCAACGUUUUAAAAAAAUCACAUUUUACAUCUUUUACUCUGUUGGACCAUUCAGCAGUUUCAUAUCAUAUCUUCAUAUCACUUUGAUUCAUUAAUGGGAGGUUUUCACCAUGAGGACAACAUGUGAACUAUAAAAUCCAGUGUCGCACCUCUUUUGAUUCUACUCUCUGUCAUAUCAGUGAGUCAGUCAGUGUUUGCCAGGCUGUCAGACUUUCAUUCAUCCACAACAAUAAAAAUAAAUGCUUCACUCAAAUCAAUGGCUUGAUUCCAGAGAAGGCCUUUGCUUGUUUUUCCAUGAGAUUCAGUGUACCACAGAGUAAAAUAAACAUGCAGAUAUCGUGUGACUCCUCUCUGAUUUGCAUAUUUCAGCAGGACAUGUGAGGAAGGCAGCAUGUGUGUGUGUGUGUGAGAGAGAGACCAUGCUGUCAUGUGUCCGCAUGUGUAACGAGUUAGCAGUUUAUUAAUCUUUCGUGCAGAUACACGUGAACGGGAUCAUUUGUAAUUGGAGUCUAAUGAGUCUUUCUUUGUCAUAAUAAUGUGGACAGGGUUUGGAGCAUGCAACAUGUGGAAAGCUGAUGUCCUGCUGACUGCUGUUUUGUGGCUUUAGCAGUUGUGCCUCUGCUUCUCUCAGGUAGUUUCUUGUUAUAUGAAUCUGUUUUGUUAUUUUAUUGGUUUCUGUUAAGUGUUGAAAUGUCAGAAAAUAAUGGCCAUCACAAAAAAAAUCAAAUCGUUUGUUCUCUUUGAUCUAUAAACCAUAAAAAUCACAGGUAAACAAACAGCAAGAUGAGCACAAAUAUAAUAUGAUGAAAAUAAAGAGCUGUCAUUGACUGUUCAGUAUACAUUGUCCUCGGGUUACUGCAUAUUCAGACAGUUAAGUUAUUUGUUUGACAUCAUUUUUCACGAAAAUAAUCCACUUUUCCUAAUG